GGCUCGAGCACUCUACGCAUAGCCACCCACCCCGCCCACCUACAGCCUACGUAUCACACACUUUCUUAGUCCACCGGCCGCGGGCCGCCAGAGGCGACAUGCGGUGCUCCGUGCGGGCCCUCGUCCUGCUCUGCUGCUGCGCCGACCGGCGCGCCACCGCCCUCUCCGCCAGGAGCUCGGACCUCGACCAGGAGCGCAGCAGUCUCUUCGACAGCGGCAGCGCUGACACCAACUCCAGCACCCUCGCCGCCCGCGGGGCCACGCCGGCCGCCUCGUGGACCAGUCUGGGCUCGGGAGACUGUCUCACCUCCUCGGGGGUGACCCCCCUGCGCUACUACAACGGCGCUGCGGGAGGCGCCAUGAGCGACGACGAGUGCAAGGCUGCCUGCGAGGGGUUCUCGUGGUGCGAGGCGCUCUCACGGAACAAUCACCAGGUGUGUGGAGGCAAGUGUUGCGUUCUGUACGUCGGUUACGACGGCCCCGAUCCAGGGGUCAUUUCCGGUUGGGGCCAGCAGUUGGUUGGCAACCCCACGAACAUCGGGGAUACGACGGCGGGGGGUUCAUUACCAGUGGGCUGCACCAGGAUCACCCGCCCGG
This is a messenger RNA of Prorocentrum cordatum, 597 nucleotides long. Lineage: Eukaryota; Dinophyceae; Prorocentrales; Prorocentraceae. The record is from the annotation of a GenBank genome assembly.